Molecule: messenger RNA, 2992 nt
Organism: Homalodisca vitripennis (glassy-winged sharpshooter)
Lineage: Eukaryota; Metazoa; Arthropoda; Insecta; Hemiptera; Cicadellidae
Product: WD repeat-containing protein 3
Exons: 15
Coding region: 193-2961 (922 amino acids)
Biological process (GO): maturation of SSU-rRNA
Cellular component (GO): Pwp2p-containing subcomplex of 90S preribosome; small-subunit processome
Molecular function (GO): protein binding; snoRNA binding
Source: RefSeq, a predicted model, not a curated record
GCCCCAUUGAACACACACGGGAGGAGCUCGUGGCACAUCCACAUGGUUGUUGUUUAUUGUUGUCAAUUUAUAGGGUAGUUAAUAGUUUUGUUAUGUUAUAGUAUUAUCUCUUCAAUUUUCUUUUUGUUAGCUCUUGUGUAUUGUGCCCCGUUACCAACUUACAAUGUUUUAAUUUUUAGGUUAGCGAAAAAGAUGGGCAUUACUAAACAAUAUUUGAGAUAUGUACCUGCUGGAAACUUCAACAUUAUUGCAAGUAGUAACUGUAAUGUAGUGUUUGUUGUCAUUGACAAUGAGGGUGGAAGAUUUCUUGCUGCUGGCGCAUCAGAAGAUAUUGUUGUUUGGGACUUACGACUCAGUGAAAAGAGAUUGGUAAUUCCGGGAGAGAAGCAUGAAGUCACACAGUUAGCUGCUAGCCCCAACAAAGUCUUACUCGCUGCAGGUUAUAGUGAUGGGUCUGUCAGAACAUAUGACCUUAACAGCACAGAUAACCUCGGCGUGUUCUCUGGGCAUCGAUCUGCUGUCACCUGCUUUGCAUUUGACCAUCAUGGUCACAGGCUGGCCUCUGGUGCAAAGGACACAGAAAUUGUAGUGUGGGAUUUGGUUGCGGAAAGGGGAAUUGUGAGGCUUAGUGGACACAAAGGUGUAGUCACUCAGGUUCAAUUCUUGGGUGACAAGGACAUCUUGGUCUCUGCAUCUAAGGACACAUUUAUCAAAUUAUGGGAUAUUGCUACUGGCCACUGCUUCAAGACUAUCGAUGGGCACAUACAUGAGGUUUGGGGACUUUGCCUUGUGCGGGAAAAUGACUUCAUCGUCAGCGGAAGUGCAGACAACCAGUUGCGGGUCUGGCAGGUGUCUGAAGCCAAAGGAGGAGAUGACCAGUCUGAGAAAGAGAAUCAGAUUCUGGUCGGGGAAGAUGACUGUACUAGUAGAUUGUCUCCUGUGGUCUGCACCAAGUCUGGUUCCAUCCUGAGAACAGGAAAAGAUCGAGUGGUCUCUCUUAGAACUGAUCCAGACUGUACCAUCCUGGCAGUUCAUGGCACCAAGAACACUGUGGAGUUAUUCCAGUUCCUAACCAAGGAAGAAGCCAAUCACAAACACAAAAAGAGACGCCAGAGGGAACGGAAGAAGGCAGCUAAGCUGGGCAAGGAGGUGACAGAGGGGGAAGACAAACAAGUGAAUCUCGAAGACACUGUGAGGAGGCUGCCUCUCAUAAAGUGUUCUGCCAAGCCCAAAUCAGUUCAUCUUGUGGUGGGAAAGGGCUCUCAGCUCAGGGUUGCAGUGAGCCUGAAUAAUAACACCAUUGAAUUGUACACACUGGAUGUGUCAAAUACUAAUAAUGUCGCACAUGCGGAGGUGACUUUUCUGCGCAGCAUCUCCACACAUGGGCACCACUCAGAGGUGCGCAGUGUGGCGUUCAGCUCUGACAACUUGGCCAUUGUGUCCGGCAGUGGUGACCAGGUCAAGAUGUGGAACAGGCCGUCACUGGCCUGUCUACACACUGUAGACACCAGCUACGUGUUGUCAGUCAUGUUUGUGCCAGGAGACAGACAUGUCUUGGCUGGCUGCAAAGAUGGGCAACUCCUCAUCAUCGACAUCGCAGUUGGGGACAUUCUGGAGAACAUUCCUGCUCACACAUCAGAACUGUGGUCCAUCUGUCAUCUACCUGAUCAGACAGGGGUUGUGACGGGUGGAGGAGAUAAUACUGUCAAGUUCUGGCAGUUGGAGUUAGUGCCAGAUACCGUGACCAACACCAGAGCCAAGGUGCUCAGCUUGCUACAUACUCGCACACUGCAAGUUGAUGAACCCGUGCUGUGUGUCCGUGUAUCAGCUAACUCCAAACUGAUAGCAGUCGCACUUCUGGACUCCACUGUCAAGAUCUUCUUUAUGGACACUCUCAAGUUCUUCUUGUCGCUGUACGGACAUAAGCUGCCGGUGCUGUGUAUGGACAUCUCAUCCGACUGUACCAUGAUAGCUACAGGCAGUGCUGAUCGCAACAUCAAGAUCUGGGGCCUCGAUUUUGGUGACUGUCAUAAGUCCAUAUUUGCACAUGAUGACUCUGUGACAGGCCUAGCCUUUGUGCCGGACACCCACUACUUCUUCACUACAGGCAAGGACGGCAAGGUCAAAGAGUGGGACGCUGACAACUUCCAGAAGAUCAUCACUCUGGAGGGUCACCAUGGAGAGGCGUGGGGGCUGGCAGUGAGUUCAAACGGCCAGUAUGUGGUGUCGUGUGGACAGGACCGGGUGCUGCGUAUGUACGAGCGGACCACAGAGCCACUGGUACUGGAUGAUGAACGUGAGGCUGAACUUGAAGCAGAAGAAGAGAAUCUUGCCACUGGUCCUGACAGAGUUACGGCAACCAACCUCAACCUGGCUUCACGUAAAACUGUUACUGCUGAGAAAGCUGCUGAGCUCCUGUUGGAGUGCCUGGAAGUGGGGGGAGAGUAUCGCAUGGCAGUUGCAGACAGUGAGAGAGCAGGACAACCCCCUCCUACUGUGCCUGCCAUCAUGGCCGCCUUCAAAGCUAAGUCAGCUGACGACUAUCUCAUGGAGGUUAUAAAGAGGAUAAAGGCCAGUGACCUGGAGGAUACACUGCUGUUACUGCCGUACACGUCAGUGUGUGAGCUGCUGCCCUUGCUGAUUCCACUUCUACAACAGUUGCACUGUGACAUCAUCUGUCGUUUAGUGGUGUUCCUGUUGAAAGCUUAUCAUCGACCCCUCUCUGCCUCCCCCCAACUGCAACCCCUCAUCGCAGAGCUCUCCCGUCUUGCUUUAGCUCGAACGUCUGAACUUAGGGACUUAAUAGGAACAAAUUACCAUGGUAUGUUGUUCUUGCAACGUGAAAUGGAGGCCAGGGAAGGAGUUCAUCUCUUUAAAGAUGCUACAGUUGAACGAAAAGAAAGGGAAAGGAAGAAAAGAAGAAGAGAAAAAAUAACUCAGAGAGCUGUUUUAACCUUAUAGUUUUAUAUGUAAAUAAAUUAUUAUGUUUAUA